GGUGAAGAAAAAUUGGCAAUUGCACGCUGUCAAUAUCAGCUAAUUUUGACAGACCCCGAAAAAAGUAAACAACCCGCAAACAUUCUAAAAACCGCGUUAAUUAUGAAAAAUUAAAAUUUACGAAGACGAUGUCUGGCUAUAAACGCGUCAAUUUUUACGAAUUGUGUCGUUUGUGUGCCCAGAGCAUCCAAAAAGAAAAGACGCACACGCACAUAUUCAGGGAAGACGGGAAAAAAAUUCAGCUACAGAACAAGAUCAAAAGUUGCCUAUCGAUAACCGUGAAGGAGGAUGAUUUUUUGCCCAAAGUCGUGUGCUCAAAGUGCAUCAAACAGUUGGAAGUGUGUAACUUGUUUAGAGAGGAGUGCGUCACUUCAGAAACCAUGCUAUCCAGUUAUUUUAAAAAUUUCAGACAGACGGAGGACUUUAAAAAAUCCGGAAAGGUUUAUAUAAAGGAUACCGUGUCUACAGUAGCAACCACGUCCGAAGUGUCAUCCACGAACAUAAACUUAAGCACGGUCCCAUCGCAAAACGUAUUGAACUUAAAGCCGAGCCCUUUGGAGGGACAAUUUUACGCCGUACAGUUACCGAGCACGGCCGCAAACACCACGAAAUUAAAAACCGAAAAGCAAGCGCCACAGUUUCAAAGCUCUCAACAACAGAUGGCUUACAACAUGAACCUGCUGAACGCCGCUAUCAAAAGCACCGUCCAGCAGCUACCCAAGGAACUUUUGAGUAACGUUUUGGUCAAUUCUAACGGGGAGGUGAUCAAUAUCACGCAGCCAUGCGAUCUAGAUGCUUCAUACAGCGCCUCGAAGGGCAAAAAGUGCGACAAAAGCAAGAAACCGUCCAAAGAGGCGGACGAAAACGUCGUCAAAAUCGACUUGACGCACGAGAGCGAAUUGUUCGGCGAGAAACGGGACGGUCUGCCCCAUAUCAAGAGCACGCCCCAGCCCCAGAAGUUCAAUUCUAACGCGGCACCGACUGUGAUUUUUCCCCUAUCCGAAUUUCAAAACGGUUACGCUUCGUACCAAGGGAGCGCCAUAUACUCCCAGCAGAGUAUGUCGGCAAACAAUAAUCUAGCGAACGUGAUAUGCAACACCUCGGAACUAGAUACGGCUCAGUUGAAUCCGGAUUUCAACACAACCACCACCUACGCCAGCCUUUCGAACGUUAUUCAUCAAACCCCAGCUUUGGCGCCGCCCGUGGCCAAUUCGGAUUUAAAAAAUGACCAUCAGAGCAACAAACAGGAACCGACGGACGUCGUCAAACCGCACGCCUGUGACAUUUGUCUGAAAAGCUUCAAACGCCGCGAACACCUCUACCAGCACAUCAAACUGCACACGGGCUUCAGGCCCUACAAGUGUACUCAGUGCAGCAAGUCGUUCAUGCGCAAGGAGCACCUGCUCAGGCACAUGACGUUGCAUUCGGGUAUCAGAAACUACGAGUGCGACAUUUGCAACAAGUGCUUCUCGCGCAACGACAACCUCCUCAAACACAAGAAGACGCACGACAAACAGUCGAGCUACACGUGCGAGGUGUGUCGGAAAGUGUUCGUUAUGAAGCACUAUUACCAGGCGCACAAGAACACCCACGGCAAAUGUUUCGCCCCAACCUAUGGCGACUGCAAAACGUAAAAAAAUUUCAUUCCAAAUGCAAAAGCAGAAUCGAGGGAUAAACAUUGGAGGGCAUUCGAUGUUUUGCCGCCAAAACCUGGCCACACGUGCUGAAGAGGUGUUUUUUUUUACUUUAGAUCCGCCGCCAGUGGGGGUAAUAGCGCAAUCUUUUCAGUAGUGAGAAUAAUCCUAUUUAUGAGCGGGAUGCUUCCCAUUACAUCAAAUAACGAUAAUCAACUUCCGAGUCUUCCAAUGUAGCCAGUUUUGUGUGCAUUUAGCACUUAACACGCCGAAACUAAAUUGAGUGAAAUCCACUAUUUUUUGCGUUCAACUUAAGGCAACAGAUGUCGCUGGCGGGGGAUGUUAGAAGCUUUAAAGCCAUUGGUUUUUGGGCAAAGCAUGGUUUUGAGAACACCUCCCAUCUCGUAAUCGACUGAGCGUACUUACCGUUAGGAAUGAGUCUUUUUUACAUUUUAACGCCAUUUACGUUAUCUAUUUUGACAGCUGUACAUAUGGAUGUAAAAUAACCUACUCUUGUAGAGGAAACUUUAUUCUAGUCAUUUUACAAAAUAGUUCCACUGUCCUAACGUUUAGGAUUUGCAUGUACCUCAUUAAGAAUAUCUAUGUGGAAGAAAAACGGUUUUA
Molecule: messenger RNA, 2258 nt
Organism: Cylas formicarius (sweet potato weevil)
Lineage: Eukaryota; Metazoa; Arthropoda; Insecta; Coleoptera; Brentidae
Product: zinc finger protein 616-like
Exons: 3
Coding region: 129-1634 (501 amino acids)
Cellular component (GO): nucleus
Molecular function (GO): zinc ion binding
Source: RefSeq, a predicted model, not a curated record